CCAAUCGAAACCAUAGUUAUAGACGCGACAUUCAAUUACAAGUAUUUCUAAAAUUACUUCUCAACUAACUUUGAUUGUAAAACCAUAAACCACUCUGUCGCUUAAUUCAAUCAACGAACGCAACGAAACCGACACAAACGAACCCAAAUUCAAUUACCAGCCCUUUGCCCCCCCGUGUCGUGUUUCUGUGAAUCUUAAACGAAAUUUAACCACAGAUGUUUUGAAAAUCCGGCACCUAGGCCUCAAAACAUCCAAGGACUGUAAUGCAUAAAGAUUGCUAGCCGCGGGCUAACGUGAAGUUUGUUUUGUGCUAAAAAAAUAAAUUUAAAAAACAACUCUUCCAUAAGUGUAAGCUCCGUACUUGCAGCAACAUUUUGUGAAAGUCUAUUACACCAAAAGGAAGAUAAAAGCAGACACGGAUCCCUGUGCAAGAACCAAGAAAAUACGCACACUAAACAUGGGCGGAAACGUCGAACAACGGCCCUGGACCCCAACAGUACGUACGGGAAAAAUAGCGGCGGAGACAAGCAGUCCGGGUCCGGCAAUAGUGCAGUUACCCACAUUAGUCGGCAGCAAAGUGCCCGAUUCCAAGAAAAAAGGCGCACCCGCGUAUUCGUUCGGUCAGAAAUAUCGCAGUUCGCAUGACACCUUCGGUCCCGGACCGGCCCAAUACAACAUUACUGGCUUGCGGGCAAAGGGUAAGGACUACCCGCGCGCUGCCACGCUGCAGAGCCGUCCGAAGGAGCUCACCCGAUUCUCCAAUCCGGGCCCCGGCGAAUACGAUGUAGUGCCAGCGGCCAAGGCUGUCAUCGAUGCCACACCAAAGUACACGUUCGGUCAGAAGCCGCCCUGUGCUAAGUUCAGCCUGAUUCCAGCGCCGAAUAGCUAUUGUCCUGAAAAGGUCGUGCAAUCAAAAAAGAAUGCGCCACGUUUCACAUUUGGUAGACGAACUAAAAUCCAACACGAUCAGGGCACCCCAGGUAAAGAUCUGAUAAUAAGGCAUUACACUAAUUUUUUAGCUAAUAUAUUAUUGUUAAAUAUCACACUCUUAACGCCUUACAACUUCUGUAUUAAUCACAGUACCCCUGUCUAUCCCACAGCUCCUGGCGCCUACUCUCCUGAAAAGGCGAAUUUCAGCAGAACGCCAGAGUUUAGUUUCGGAAUCAAGCAUCAAGAGUUAAGGCAUGACUAUACGCCAGCACCGGGUACAUAUAAGCCCGAGCAAGUGAAUCUAGAACACACGCCCGCUUAUAGUUUUGGCUUAAAGACAAAUCACACAAUAGUCACCAACACACCAGCACCUGGAGCAUACUGCCCCGAAAAAGUCAACUUGCACACAACACCCGCUUAUUCUAUAACUGGCAAGGCAUCUAGCCAUGUGGUCGAUGGCACGCCCGCACCUGGCGCAUACGAACCAGAAAAGUGUGUACUCAACAAAACCCCCGCUUUUACCUUUGGCCAGCGCGUACCACAUGUCAAAGCGGACGAUACUCCCGCACCUGGCACCUAUGAACCGGAGAAGGUACGUUGUGAUAACACGCCAGCGUUCACAUUUUCGGGCCGACAUGAGAUUAAGUCUGUUAGUGUAACGCCAGCACCAGGGUCAUACUCUCCAGAAAAGUAUCGAAGCGAUAGCACGCCGUCAUUCACCUUCGGCGGUAAGCAUGAACAGAAGAUCGACACUUCAACUCCGGCACCAAGCGAAUACUAUCCGGAAAAAGUACGGCACGAUCCCAAUCCUGCUUUCUCAUUUGCUGGACGACAUGAGCUUCACCAUAUAAGCGACACACCAGCACCAGGCACAUACGCUAUUGAAAAAAUUCAACUUCAUCACAAUCCCGCCUAUUCAUUCGCUGGCCGUCACGAUCUUCAAAAGCCAAGUGAUACUCCGGCACCAGGAGCUUACUCCCCUGAAAAAGUGCGACAAGAUCACAAUCCUUCUUUCUCAAUGGCUGGCAAACACGAUCAAAAAGUAUCCAACGAUACGCCUGCACCUGGAGAUUAUUGUCCUGAAAAGGUGCGACUGGAUCACACACCCGCCUAUACUUUUGGUGGCAAGAAUGACCCCAAAGUUGAGAACCAUACCCCUGCUCCUGGCGAUUACAGCCCUGAGAAGGUUCGGCUAGACCACAAUCCCGCUUACUCAUUUGCUGGGCGUCACGACCUUCAAAAGCCAAGUGAUACUCCGGCACCAGGAGCUUACUCCCCUGAAAAAGUUCGCCAAGAUCACAAUCCUUCUUUCUCAAUGGCUGGCAAACACGAUCCAAAGGUAUCCAACGAUACCCCUGCUCCUGGAGAUUAUUGCCCUGAGAAGGUUCGGCUAGACCACAAUCCCGCCUAUUCAUUCGCUGGCCGUCACGAUCUUCAAAAGCCAAGUGAUACUCCAGCACCAGGUGCUUACUGCCCUGAAAAAGUUCGCCAAGAUCACAAUCCUUCUUUCUCAAUGGCUGGCAAACACGAUCAAAAAGUAUCCAACGAUACGCCUGCACCUGGAGAUUAUUGUCCUGAAAAGGUGCGACUGGAUCACACACCCGCCUAUACUUUUGGUGGCAAGAAUGACCCCAAAGUUGAGAACCACACCCCUGCUCCUGGCGAUUACAGCCCUGAGAAGGUUCGGCUAGACCACAAUCCCGCCUAUUCAUUUGCUGGCCGUCACGAUCUUCAAAAGCCAAGUGAUACUCCGGCACCAGGAGCUUACUCCCCUGAAAAAGUUCGCCAAGAUCACAAUCCUUCUUUCUCAAUGGCUGGCAAACACGAUCCGAAGGUAUCCAAUGAUACCCCUGCUCCUGGAGAUUAUUGCCCUGAGAAGGUGCGACUGGAUCACACACCCGCCUAUACUUUUGGUGGCAAGAAUGACCCCAAAGUUGAGAACCACACCCCUGCUCCUGGCGAUUACAGCCCUGAGAAGGUUCGGCUAGACCACAAUCCCGCUUACUCAUUUGCUGGCCGUCACGAUCUUCAAAAGCCAAGUGAUACUCCAGCACCAGGUGCUUACUGCCCUGAAAAGGUUCGCCAAGAUCACAAUCCCUCGUUUUCAAUGGCUGGCAAACACGAUCCGAAGGUAUCCAAUGAUACCCCUGCUCCUGGAGAUUAUUGCCCUGAGAAGGUGCGACUGGAUCACACACCCGCCUAUACUUUUGGUGGCAAGAAUGACCCCAAAGUUGAGAACCACACCCCUGCUCCUGGCGAUUACAGCCCUGAGAAGGUUCGGCUAGACCACAAUCCCGCCUAUUCAUUCGCUGGCCGUCACGAUCUUCAAAAGCCAAGUGAUACUCCAGCACCAGGUGCUUACUGCCCUGAAAAAGUUCGCCAAGAUCACAAUCCUUCUUUCUCAAUGGCUGGCAAACACGAUCCGAAGGUAUCCAAUGAUACCCCUGCACCUGGAGAUUAUUGCCCUGAGAAGGUGCGACUGGAUCACACACCCGCCUAUACUUUUGGUGGCAAGAAUGACCCCAAAGUUGAGAACCAUACCCCUGCUCCUGGCGAUUACAGCCCUGAGAAGGUUCGGCUAGACCACAAUCCCGCCUAUUCAUUUGCUGGCCGUCACGAUCUUCAAAAGCCAAGUGAUACUCCAGCACCAGGAGCUUACUCCCCUGAAAAAGUUCGCCAAGAUCACAAUCCUUCUUUCUCAAUGGCUGGCAAACACGAUCCGAAGGUAUCCAAUGAUACCCCUGCUCCUGGAGAUUAUUGCCCUGAGAAGGUGCGUCUGGAUCAUACACCCGCUUAUACCUUUGGUGGCAAGAAUGACCCCAAAAUAAAUCAUCACACCCCAGCGCCAUGUGACUACGCACCCGAGAAAGUACGUCUCGACCAUACACCAGCCUACACAAUUACAGGUCGAACAAAUGUACAGCAUGUGAGCCAAACUCCAGCGCCCUGCGACUACUGGCCUGAGCUAUGCCAUAUGGAAACUAAAAUGCCAGCCUUUAGCUUCGGUAUAAAAACCAACCGGGAAUAUAUAAGUGACACACCAGCACCUUCUGCUUAUGAGCCAGAAAAACACUCGCUCAAUCACACACCUGCCUUCACAUUCGGCACCAAAUCCGAGAUUAAGAGUUCUGUUGACGCACCAGCCCCUGGACAUUACCACCCUGAGCAGUGUAAUCUCGAUCACUCACCUGCUUACAGUUUUGGGCAUAAGACUUUGGUAAUGCCGCCGAUUCCAGAACCUAGAGGCGCUUAUAUCGAAGAUCGAAUUAUCCAAAGACGCGAGCGUCGUUUGGCCAGCCCUGUACGAAGCAACAACACCAAUGUGAACGUCAAUGGUGAGACCAACACCUCGGCUAGCACCACCACGGUUGCAAAUGCUGGCGAGCGUGAGAGCACGAGCACCCAAACGCAAAUGCAAAUUCAAAUAAUUGGCCAGAACACACAAAGCACCGCACAGCUCGAGCCUAAGAAUAACCUAGCAAAGACCACUACCACCACCAUUAAGACCAAAACGAUGUCUUUGGCUAAGCCCUCGGCUGCUGACAGCACAAAUAUCAGCACCAUGGCACUUCGCCAACUAGCCAAUGGCCAUGCCCAGGUGGGCAAUAUGCAGGUAACGACCAGUGGAACCGCCGAUGCCAUCGCCGCCAAAGCCAACAACUUCAAUACGCGCACAGUGGUGCAAGCCGACGGCGCCACUGUAACCACAACAAGCACCACGAAGAUGGCAACGGUUAAGUAUGCUGUGGAGGCGAGCAGCGUUCAAGAGAAAACAAUCAGCUCCUAAUGUCUACAAAAUACCCACUGUCUUGGGUUCGAGCAAAGAAGGUCCCAUACGAUCCGCUCCAGCCUUUACCAUGGCCGGACGUGAGAAACAGGCACUCAUACCUUCACUCGUUCUGCCCGGUCCCGGAUACUACGAU
Molecule: messenger RNA, 4853 nt
Organism: Scaptodrosophila lebanonensis
Lineage: Eukaryota; Metazoa; Arthropoda; Insecta; Diptera; Drosophilidae
Exons: 12
Coding region: 458-4717 (1419 amino acids)
Cellular component (GO): cytoskeleton
Source: RefSeq, a predicted model, not a curated record